This is a messenger RNA of Plasmopara halstedii, 2472 nucleotides long. RefSeq names its product rna recognition motif-containing protein. The record is from RefSeq and is a predicted model, not a curated record. Lineage: Eukaryota; Oomycota; Peronosporomycetes; Peronosporales; Peronosporaceae. Gene Ontology annotation, molecular function: metal ion binding; ubiquitin-protein transferase activity; RNA binding. Gene Ontology annotation, cellular component: CCR4-NOT complex. Gene Ontology annotation, biological process: protein ubiquitination. The coding region runs from base 1 to 2472 and encodes 823 amino acids. The transcript has 7 exons.
AUGAAUUGGUGCGCACCUCGUGCUCAAGCGAUAUACGAACUUCGAUCAGCAGCCAGCCGCCAUAGAGAAAGAGCACACCGCGACUUCGAAGAGUUUAUUAGUAUUAUCAAGAACAUGUCUGACUACAACGAAGAGGCUGAUUGUUGCCCACUGUGUAUGGAGGAGCUGGACAUUACGGACCAGACAUUUAAUGCUUGUCCGUGCGGUUAUCAAGUCUGUCUUUGGUGCUGGCAUCAAAUCAAAAAUGAAUACAAUGGACUAUGCCCUGCCUGUCGUCAGCCUUAUGCAGAAAUCUCAAAGCAAAAGAACCCGCCGGACCGCGAUGAGGUGGUACGACGUACAAAACAGCGUAAACUAAAAGAAAAGACUGAGCGACGUUCAGCAGCACAGGCAAAGAAUGCGACAGUAAAUCGCAAAAGUCUGCAGAAUGUGCGUGUGAUGCAGCGGAACCUCGUCUACGUCAUUGGACUACCCGUUCAAUUUGCAGACGAAGAUAUUUUACGCUCGAAUGAAUGUUUUGGACAGUAUGGCAAGAUUGUAAAGGCUGUCGUGAACAAGAGUCACUUGAAUACGGACAGAGCGAACGCUACUGCUAGUGCUUAUAUCACAUUUGCCCAUAAAGAAGACGCAUUAUGCUGCAUUGUAGCAAUUGAUGGAUACUACCUUGAUGGAAGUUUACUACGGGCUUCAUUUGGCACAACCAAGUAUUGCAAUUUUUUUUUGCGCAAUAUGCAAUGCAAUAAUCCAGAGUGUCUUUAUCUACACGAAUUAGGCGACGACGACGAUAGUUUUACAAAAGAAGAGAUGCAGACGGCUUUACAUUCUGGAAAGGCAGCGUUUCGAGAUUUGUCGAUGGCUAAUGGACAGAUUCAGGAACGAGAAGGUACACGAUUUCCACCACCACAUCGACCGAGUCGAAGUACUAGUAGAACAGGGUCUGCAAGUAGAAACGCAGCAUUGAUUCGAUCACACAGCGAAGAUCCGUAUGGAGAUUCUCAGCGACAUGCACAGAGCGCAGCUGCAAUCUCGAAACUUCGGCAGAAAGCAGGAGAUAGUAGUAGUUCUGGCUCUUCGUCACCGGAUCAUACGGAAGGCACACAUAACACAGGGUUUCCCCCACUCACGCGAGGACAUUCGUAUGGCAAUAUUGUAGCCGGACGCAGCGGUAGAGCUUCGUCUGCCUCAGCUGUACACAAUGUUUCAGAUGCAUCCCAUGAUCAUGUUCCACACAAGAAACCAGAUUUACGGGUUGACACAAGUCGGGAAGAAGAUAAAGAACGAGUGACCGAAGAGGUUAUUGGUCCCUUAGAGGCAUUAAAAUUGGCAACCGGAUCAACUACAGAGCAGCCAGCGUGGGCACAACCGUUCCCAAUGCCCGUAGUCUCUCAACCUGAGAGUGAUGAGCUGAAUUUGUCGAGUACAACAGAACAUUAUUGUCCUUUUGGACUUGGAUUUGAAGGAGGCAUUCAUCGUAGCACUAGUAUACGAGAAACUACGUUAAAUCCAUCAGUAUCUGGUGAUCUAUGGGGAUCUUCGACAUUGUCAGACAGUCAACUGGACCCAUUUUCGUCGGCUUCCUCAAGUGUAUCGGCAGCUGCCACUUCUUCGUCAUCGUUUGCAUCAAUUGAUGCAAUCUUUAGUCAGCGCAAUGAAUCGUCCGAAGCUCUUGCAGGGCUGCUUGGUGUUCAGUUGGCUCCUAUCCCUUUAGCACAUAGCGCUCCUGUAGCAGCGCCACCGAAGGAUGCACAUACUUCACGCUUUUCGUUUGCAAAUGCUACAGAUAUCGGCCAUAAUGGUAUCCAACAGACUAGUGGUCGGUACGAAUUGCUCGAUGGAACGACAGUCAAUACAAGAAGCACAUUUGGAGAUUCAGAGGCUUUGCACGGCAUGACACCGUCGAUUUCGUCAGGAUUUUCUACCGUCGACCGUUCCAAAAAUUUUCCAACCCUUGGAAUUUCGCAACAGAAUGUGCUUCAUGCGCCUCUGCCGCCAACUCCUCCCAUGGAAACGUAUAUAUCAAACUUUAGUCGCAAUGAAAAGCCAUUUGGCAAGACCAACCAUUCGGGCGAGGAAGCUAGUGGACUGGCAUUUCUCCAGCAAAUGCUACCAAAUGUCAACAUAAGCUUUGGAGGGGAAUAUCCGACUUUUUCGAAUCCGGGAUCAAGUGCUGGCACCGGCCGUCGGCUUUUUGAGCGCAGCCAAAGUGCGAGCGGAGCUUUGUCCACACCUGAUACAUGGGAUGGUGGAAGUUUAGGCUCUUUGGGAUUUGAUGGACAGUCGAACAGUCGACGAGCAUCAAGUGGAGCAUUAUUUUACGAUCCAGCUUUACAGUCAUCUGGUAGUUUUUCUAGCAAUUUUCCUGGCUUUGGCUUCAUGAGCUCGAUGACUGCAAACGACAAUGGUAAUGACCGUUUGAGUAUGCACAGCGACUUUGGCAGUGAUUUGUAUCGUCAUUCAAGUUCGUUGGCCUGA